GUAUUAAUCCCACAACAAUACAGGACGAUUCUGGCAACCUGGUUUUAGGGUGAGAAAGAGGCCAAAAAACCGCAUUAAAGGUUCUAGAGUGAGAAAGGUGCUAAAAUCCCAGCAUACCCACCAACCACUUUCCACUUUUAAGUAUCCAAUGAUCUUAUACAACUAUAUUUUCCAUACUCAUGGAGUACAGAUCAAUCUUAAUGUUGUGCAAAUACAUAAAGCUACCUCCUUUUUGGCUUCACAGUGUCAUGGGUGAAUUGGGUAACCAGGAUUAAAGAGUGCCUGUUAUUUUCUCUCUCUGCCCACUAAAGAUUUAGCUCUCAACAAUCUGUUCUCAGUACCCAUUGUCUCUUUCUCUCUCUUGAGUCGGUGUGUCUGCUACCUGUUCCCCAUUGGGGUUUUCUCUCCCUACCAAUUGUGAGGUCAGGCUUUGGUGAGCAUUAAUGGUGGUGGGUCAUCAGAAUUUGACAUUGAAAGCUCAUUGUAGAGUGAGAAACUUGUUUUCCUAGUCUUAAGUCAAUUUUUGGUUCUGUUCUGGAUCAUUUGUCUGGUUUUCUGGUACCCACCUGCUCCCUUCAGUGACCUUUAGUAUACAGGGUACUGUUUAGUAAAAGGUUUCUGGUUUUUUUGGCCCUGGUAAUGAUGAUCCAUGAGGACUUUGUGGUGGCCUUAUAAUGCAAUGGAGGUCGAAAUAUGUAAUUUUCAUUGAAACCCAUUUGAUCAUUUGAUCUUUGGACUCUUCUGUUCUCCAUUAUUGGGGUUUCUUCAGAACCCGUUUCACAUUAGUACUGCUAGUACUAUUUGUCUUUGGCUUGCAGUGAGAAGCUCCAUUCCCAUUGCAGUCUCUUUUGGCCUUGCUGGUUAUGUAGUAUUAUUAACUUCUAUGGAAGUGAGGUUUCUCAGAAUCUAUGGGAAAUGAAGUGAGAGAAUGCUCAGAAAUGGCUGUUGUGAAAUGCAAGGAUUCUCUCUCUAGAUCCUCAAAUGCAACAAUGUUGUCUUCAAGGCAUAGACACGGGCGUUCAAAGAGUGCUCCUCAAAGCAUAUCAAAUGUGGGUAUUCCAGAUUUUUCACCUGAGGCACAAAAUCAUCCUGGGUUGGUAAGAGAUGCGGAGCUACUUGAUGAAAGCAUCAAUGUGAAGAGAAAACAAUCCCCUACCACUGUACUCCAAAGUUCAUUGAAGCAAGAGAUUUUACAAUUAGAAAAACGAUUGCAGGACCAAUUUGUGGUACGAAAGGCUCUAGAAAAAGCACUAGGGUUUAGCUCUGCUUCCCAUAUGAAUCCCAGAAAUCAUUCAAUGCCCAAGGUAGUUGCUUUUCCUACUGAGGAGCUGAUCAAGGAGAUUUCAGUACUGGAGGUGGAAGUUGGGUAUCUGGAGCAAUAUCUUCUCUCCCUAUAUCGAAAAGCCUUUGGCCAACAUGCGCAGAGUUCUUCUUUGGUCACCACUGAUAAAACUAUUGACCCAUCUUCAAUUUCUCAAGAAAGAGAAUUUAUGCAAGUUUCUGAACUUAAGUUUGCACCAAAGAAAGCAAGCCUUGCAGUUUCUAGUCGGUCAUUUUUGUCUGAGAAUUGUUUCAUUAAUUCGGGAAAUAAAUUGGAGACUAUUAGGAUGACUGAGAAGCAGAUAGAUUCUAGUGUCCACCGUUGCCAUUCAUCCCUCUCUCAAAGAUCAACUGGUUCAAAAAGAUGGAUUUCUUCUCCUAUUGAAAGCUUCGUUAAAUCUAUACGGCCCUGCCAUUCUCAACCUUUGUCCUCAAUGGAGCAUGCACAGUAUUCAGAUUCAAGCUUGAUUAGCCUAGCUGAGCAUCUUGGGACUUCUAUAUCAGACCAUGUUCCCGAGUCACCCGAUAGAAUCUCGGAAGAUGUGAUAAGAAACAUGGCUUCCAUCUACAGCAAAAUUGCUGAGCCCAGUCAACUUAAUCUUGGCUUUUCAUCUUCUCCCACUUCAUCCCCAUCUACAAGAAGCACAUUUUCGCCACCUGAUCAGUCUGAUAUGUGGAGCCCUAGCUGCACAAAAGAAGCUCCCUGUGAUGUGAGGUUGACUAAUCCUUUCCAUAUUGAAGGGCUAAAAGAUGAUCAUGGGCAAUGCAACACAUUAGUAGAAGUGUCAUCGAUUUCUGUCGAGAGGUUGAGAUCUAGUGAGGUUAAGAGAAUGCUCCAUAAUUAUAUGUUACUUGUUCAAAGGUUGGAGAAGGUUGAUUUAAGUAAGAUGAAGCAUGUAGAGAGGCUUGCAUUUUGGAUUAAUAUACACAAUGCGCUGGUGAUGCAUGCAUACUUAGCCUAUGGAGUUUCUCAAAAUACAUUUAAAAGGACAUCUCAGAUUCUCAAGGUUGCUUAUAAUAUCGGAGGUCACAACAUAAGUGCAGACAUCAUACAAAGUUCUAUUCUGGGAUGCCACAUGCAUCGUCCAUCGCAGUGGCUAUGGUCGCUAUUAUCCCCACGGACGAAGUUCAAGAGCAGAGCUGAUCGGCAAGCAUAUUGCAUUCAGGAACCUGAACCUCUUGUGUAUUUUGCGUUUUCUACAGGAUGCUUCUCUGAUCCUGCGGUUCGUAUAUACACAGCUAAAAGAGUAUAUCAGGAGCUCGAAAUUGCAAAGCAAGACUAUAUUCUGGCUAGUGUCAGCAUUCGCAGGGAGCAAAAGAUUGUUUUGCCAAAAAUUUUCGAGAACUUUGCAAAAGAUUCAUAUUUAAAUGCAUCUGGAGUAGUGGGUAUGAUCAAACAAUAUCUCCCUGAAACUCGAAAGAAGGCCAUUCAAAGGUGUUUGAAUGGGAGAUCGCGCAAGAUCAACAUUGAGUUUUUGCCUCACAACUAUGCUUUUCGGUUCUUAAUUUCGAGAGAACUUGCUAAGUGAUGCAUUUGGAAUUCUUGCAAAGCUCGAAUUAACCUCAGGGGUCGACCAUUAAGGGUUGCCUUUUUGAUAGGGCAUGUCCUAUUCAUUUUUGUAAAGAAGUGUGCAUAUGAAUACAGGUGUUAUAGUGAGAUUUCAGUGUCUGGUCCUUUAUGGGUUGUAUUAUAUCAAUAGAGGAGCUGGUUUCUGCAAUUGUUGCAAUGUUAAUAUGUUAA
Amborella trichopoda is the source of this 3061-nucleotide messenger RNA. RefSeq lists its product as uncharacterized. Lineage: Eukaryota; Viridiplantae; Streptophyta; Magnoliopsida; Amborellales; Amborellaceae. The record is from RefSeq and is a predicted model, not a curated record.